Penicillium robsamsonii is the source of this 252-nucleotide messenger RNA. RefSeq lists its product as uncharacterized. The transcript is spliced from 2 exons. The record is from RefSeq and is a predicted model, not a curated record. Lineage: Eukaryota; Fungi; Ascomycota; Eurotiomycetes; Eurotiales; Aspergillaceae. The coding region runs from base 1 to 252 and encodes 83 amino acids.
AUGAUCGCCUCACAAGCCGCAAUUCUGCUCGCCAAGAAGUCAACUACUACCUUUGAAUCCAAUUCCGUGCCCUCCCCCUGGGCAAAUAACGGUAUGGCAGGGACAGUUUCUAGUGCCGGUCUACUGCCGGUUGUCAUGGACGCCGGAUCUUCCGUGUCCUCAGUACAACUGGUCAAGAAACGGAAUGAAAGGGCAGCCUCCCGAGUUCUACCGGAGCAGUUGGUCAGUAGUACCCUCAACUUCACUAUAUGA